Molecule: messenger RNA, 477 nt
Organism: Cryptococcus wingfieldii CBS 7118
Lineage: Eukaryota; Fungi; Basidiomycota; Tremellomycetes; Tremellales; Cryptococcaceae
Product: mitochondrial import inner membrane translocase subunit
Exons: 6
Coding region: 1-477 (158 amino acids)
Biological process (GO): protein import into mitochondrial matrix
Cellular component (GO): mitochondrial inner membrane; TIM23 mitochondrial import inner membrane translocase complex
Molecular function (GO): transmembrane protein transporter activity
Source: RefSeq, a predicted model, not a curated record
AUGUCCACUGCAGACCACGGCCGAGACCCCUGCCCCUAUGUCAUUUUGAACGAUUUCGGAGGAGCGUUCGCGAUGGGUGCUAUUGGUGGUGGUAUUUGGCACGGUAUCAAGGGUGCUAGAAAUUCUCCUCGAGGCGAACGUCUCCCUGGCUCUCUCUCCGCCAUCAAAGCCCGUGCCCCCGUGCUCGGUGGAAACUUUGGUGUCUGGGGUGGUCUCUUUUCGACAUUCGACUGUGCGGUGAAGGGGUAUAGGCAGAAGGAGGAUCCGUGGAAUGCUAUCAUGGCGGGGUUCUUGACGGGUGGGAGUUUGGCUAUCCGAUCUGGACCGAAAGCCGCGUUGGGAGGUGCUGUCGGAUGUGGUAUCCUGCUCGGUGUCUUUGAAGGUGUCGGUGUUUUGAUGAACAGGAUGUUUGCGCAGCCUAUUCCUCAGAUGCAAUUACCCGAACAAGCUCCCCCACCCACCCCUGCCCUCGCCUAA